AAUAAUAGAGCGAGAGCGAGAGCGAGAGCGAGAGAAACAAAACCCUAAUUCCACGCCCUCUCUCCAUCCUCCUCCCUGCAAAACUUGUUCAUUUCACUUCCCAAUUUAACCUAAUCUUUCAUGAAUUUCAAUUUUCUCAACCAUUAUAAUGUCAGACAAUGAGAAAAACGCCCUCGUUAACUCACCCUCCAGCUCCAGGUCGGUCACGGAGACGGUGAACGGCUCGCAUCAUUUCGUUAUACAGGGUUAUUCGUUAGCCAAGGGUAUGGGGAUCGGAAAACAUAUAGCCAGUGAUAAUUUCACCGUCGGAGGUUACCAAUGGGCUAUAUAUUUCUACCCUGACGGCAAAAACCCUGAAGACAAUUCAACUUACGUUUCCGUCUUCAUUGCACUUGCCAGUGAGGGCACCGAUGUCAGGGCAUUGUUUGAGUUGACUCUCGUAGAUCAGAGUGGGAAAGGGAAGCACAAGAUUCAUAGCCAUUUUGAUCGCUCUUUGGAGAGUGGUCCAUAUACAUUGAAAUACCGGGGGAGCAUGUGGGGAUACAAGCGUUUUUACAGGCGAGCACUGCUUGAAACUUCAGAUUAUCUCAAGGAUGACUGCUUGAGAAUUAAUUGUACUGUUGGAGUGGUGGUUUCUGCAGUAGACUGCUCUAGGUUACAUUCAAUUCAAGUUCCAGAGUCUGACAUUGGAUCACAUUUUGGGAUGUUGCUGGAUAACAUGGAAGGUUCAGAUGUUAUCUUUAAUGUGGCUGGAGAAAAGUUUCAUGCACACAAAUUGGUAUUGGCUGCUCGAUCCCCUGUAUUUCGGUCCAUAUUCUUCCGGCAAGAGGGAGAUGAGCAUGACAUCGAUGUUACUGAUAUGGAACCAAAAGUUUUCAAGGCUAUGCUACACUUCAUAUACAGAGAUGCACUCAUGGAUGAUGAGUUGGUGGCAUCCAGUUCUUUCUCUGAAUCCUCUGUAUCUGAUUCCUUAAUAGCCAAGCUGUUAGCUGCUGCUGAUAAGUAUGAUUUGGGCAGACUUAGACGGAUGUGCGAGUCUCACCUCUGUAAAGAUAUAUCCGUAAAUUCUGUUGGUAGAGCUCUAGCACUAGCAGAUCGUUAUCAUGCCACAGAAUUAAAAGCUGUUUGCCUAAGAUUUGCUGCUGAGAACCUUGCAGCGGUUAUGCGAUCAGAUGGAUUUGAGUAUUUGAAAGAGAAGUGUCCUAGAUUGCAGUCUGAACUUCUGAAGACAGUUGCAGGGUGUGAGGAUGACUGUAGCAGCAGUGGUGGUAAGUCUCGGAGUGUCUGUGCUCAACUUUCCGACGGGGGAGAUACAAAUGGCCGAAGGGUCAGGCAAAGGACUUGGAAUGUACAAGAAGAAGAAGAAGAAGAAGAAUCUUGACUCUGAUUGUAUCAAGAAACAAAACGUAUUGCACGCUCAUUUUAUAUAAAAAAAAAACAAAAAGAAGUUAAAUCCACAAAAAGACUGAUUGUUGUAGAUUUGUAUCUCGUCAAUUUUCACCAACGUUAUAUAUAUCUCUGUAUUGGUUUGGUGGUUGUAAACUGUAGAAUUUAUAUUGGCUGCAUGGUUUAGGGGGAUUUUGUUUGCAAGUAUUUGUUGA
Molecule: messenger RNA, 1601 nt
Organism: Cynara cardunculus var. scolymus (artichoke)
Lineage: Eukaryota; Viridiplantae; Streptophyta; Magnoliopsida; Asterales; Asteraceae
Product: BTB/POZ and MATH domain-containing protein 4-like
Exons: 4
Coding region: 149-1381 (410 amino acids)
Biological process (GO): protein ubiquitination
Molecular function (GO): protein binding
Source: RefSeq, a predicted model, not a curated record